GCUGGUUGCCUGUGUACUCAAAAUGAAUAAGGCUCAGGCGACUAAGGAGCAUGUUCUGGCAGUGUCCAGGGACUUCAUAUCCCAACCCCGUCUGACUUACAAGACGGUGUCGGGUGUCAACGGCCCCCUGGUCAUCCUCGACGAGGUGAAGUUCCCUAAGUUCUCAGAGAUCGUGCAGCUGAGACUUGCCGAUGGAACCCUCCGAUCCGGUCAGGUGUUGGAGGUCAGCGGCUCGAAGGCGGUCGUCCAAGUGUUCGAGGGCACCUCGGGCAUCGACGCCAAGAACACUCUCUGCGAGUUCACCGGCGACAUUCUGCGCACACCUGUCUCCGAGGAUAUGUUGGGUCGCGUGUUCAACGGCUCCGGAAAGCCCAUCGACAAGGGUCCCCCGAUCCUGGCCGAGGACUACCUGGACAUCCAGGGCCAGCCCAUCAACCCCUGGUCCCGUAUCUACCCCGAGGAGAUGAUCCAGACUGGUAUCUCCGCCAUUGACGUGAUGAACUCCAUCGCCCGUGGACAGAAGAUCCCCAUCUUCUCGGCCGCCGGUCUGCCCCACAAUGAAAUUGCUGCCCAGAUCUGUAGACAGGCCGGUCUGGUCAAGCAAACUGGAAAAUCCGUGAUCGACGAGCACGAAGACAACUUCGCCAUCGUGUUCGCCGCCAUGGGUGUCAACAUGGAGACCGCGCGCUUCUUCAAGCAGGACUUCGAGGAGAACGGCUCCAUGGAGAACGUGUGCCUGUUCCUCAACUUGGCCAACGACCCCACCAUCGAGAGAAUCAUUACUCCGCGUCUGGCGCUCACUGCCGCCGAGUUCUUGGCCUACCAGUGCGAGAAACACGUGCUGGUCAUCUUGACCGACAUGUCCUCGUACGCCGAGGCGCUGCGUGAGGUGUCCGCUGCCCGCGAGGAGGUGCCCGGCCGACGUGGCUUCCCAGGUUACAUGUACACGGAUUUGGCCACCAUUUACGAGCGCGCCGGCCGCGUCGAGGGCCGUAACGGCUCCAUUACGCAGAUCCCCAUCCUGACGAUGCCGAACGAUGACAUCACGCAUCCCAUCCCCGAUUUGACCGGCUACAUUACUGAGGGACAGAUCUACGUCGACCGUCAGCUCCACAACAGGCAGAUCUACCCGCCAGUGAACGUGCUGCCUUCCCUGUCCCGUCUGAUGAAGUCCGCCAUCGGCGAGGGCAUGACCCGCCGCGACCACUCCGACGUGUCCAACCAGCUGUACGCGUGUUACGCCAUCGGCAAGGACGUGCAGGCCAUGAAGGCCGUGGUGGGCGAGGAGGCGCUCACGCCCGACGACCUGCUCUACCUAGAGUUCCUCACCAAGUUCGAGAAGAACUUCAUCACCCAGGGUAACUACGAGAACCGCACAGUAUUCGAGUCGCUCGACAUCGGCUGGCAGCUGCUCCGCAUCUUCCCCAAGGAGAUGCUGAAGCGUAUCCCCGCCUCCACCCUCGCAGAGUUCUACCCCCGCGACUCGCGCCACUAAACGCGCCGCCAGCGUGACCGCCAUUUUGAACUUGUCAACUUGUCUAUGGUCAAAAGCGCGGGAGCGCUAAACGUCACUUUGACAGCUUUGA
Cydia amplana is the source of this 1586-nucleotide messenger RNA. RefSeq names its product V-type proton ATPase subunit B (gene Vha55). Gene Ontology annotation, cellular component: proton-transporting V-type ATPase, V1 domain. The coding region runs from base 23 to 1495 and encodes 490 amino acids. The record is from RefSeq and is a predicted model, not a curated record. Gene Ontology annotation, biological process: ATP metabolic process; proton transmembrane transport; vacuolar acidification. Gene Ontology annotation, molecular function: ATP binding; proton-transporting ATPase activity, rotational mechanism. The transcript is spliced from 11 exons. Lineage: Eukaryota; Metazoa; Arthropoda; Insecta; Lepidoptera; Tortricidae.